GGCGCGUCGAGAGAUUUCUAGUUAACCCUUACGAGGGCAAGUACCGAAUGAUCGGUCUACACCUAACGGGAGAAGAGAGUCAAGAUUCAGAUAUCCGAAGGCAAGCAGCCCAGUACUGCCUUAGAGCAGGGCACCUUUUCCGAAGGCCAGUAGGGUCGGGAAUGCCCUUGCGAGUAGUCUGUGACCCAGAGGAGAGACAGGCAAUAGUUGCGGAACUUCACGACGGGGUAGUUGGAGGACACAGGGGAAUCAAGGGAACCUAUGAAAAGAUACGCCGGUUGUACUGGUGGGAUGGACAGUAUAAGGACGUCGAGAGGUACUUGAUGACAUGCGAAGAGUGUCAGAAGAGAGCUCUUGUGAAAUACAAAGACCCGCUUCAUCCAUCAUAUCCAACGCGACCAGGAAAGAAGGUACACAUCGAUCUGGUGAAGAUGCCGAGAGGGGUAGGGAAUAUGAAUUACGCCGUGAACAUACGAGACGAUUUCACUGGGUUCGUGGACGGUAGACCUAUCAGGAGUAAGGCGGCAAAGGAAGUAAAGAACUUUGUCCUAGAGUACCUAUCUAGGUAUGGAUGUGUCGGCAAGAUAGUGAUGGACAGAGGGGCGGAAUUCCUAGCCGACGAGGUCCAGAGCGUGUUUAGGAAAGCCAGCGCGAGAGUUUCGAUAGCCACCGCCUAUCAUCCACAGUCGAACUCCCCAGUAGAAAGGGGACAUCAGACUCUGAUAGCGUCACUGUCCAAGUGGUGCAAGGGUAGAGACAGUGAUUGGCCACGGUAUUUUCGAUACGCGAUAUGGGCGGACAAUGUCACGGUCCGGGCUAGUACCGGAUACCCACCAUACACCUUGUGGUUUGGACGACAUUGUCUGCUACCCAUAGAGUUUCACGUCGACAGUUGGACAACCGUCGACUGGGCAGAGGAGAUAUCCAGAGAGGAACUCUUAGCUGCUCGAACAAGACAGAUAGCCUACGGAUUGGAAGAAAACCUUAUGACAGCAGCCGAUCGUCUGGCAGUGAAAAGGGACAAGGGUAAAGAGAGAUGGGAUAAGAACGACCGAAUUAGGAAAGAGAGGGUGAGCGUAGGAGAUAUGGUCCUUCUCUACGACGCGGCACUGGAGAGGACCUGGACCGGAAAGCUUGCCAAUAGGUGGAUGGGACCUUACAGAGUGGUUGAGGCACUUGACUGGGGGGCAUAUAUGAUACCAGAACUAGAUGGAUCUAAGUUGAAGGACCCAGUAGCGGGGGCUAGGUUAAAGCUGUUUAGGUCCAGCGAGCACAACACGUUUGAGCAAGGGGGAAAGACACGCCAGGGAAGCGGAGGAAGGAAGAUGGAGUCAGAUGAGACGGGGCAGUCUCUGGCGGCAUGCGAGGAGUGCCUCAUCCACACCGCAGAUACGGGCGAAGUGAACGGGGAACUCGGAGGGAUUGGACGAAGGGGACUGAGGUCGGUAAGCAUGGGAUGCGCUGCCCAUACGGAACAGACAAGCUGAAGGGGGAAGCUGUAACGCAUCGUGGGAUGCGGAGAGAGGAAGGGGAGAGACAACGUUUUUUUUUUUUUAGUGUGCCCAGAUUACAAGCAAACUCUGUUACCCAGAAGACAUCGCAGGUGGUAUCUGAGGUAAGGAGAACUUCGCCCGAAAGUGCGUGGGGCACAACAGUUUGAAUACUGGAAAACAAAUUUGCCUUGCCGCC
This is a messenger RNA of Chara braunii, 1689 nucleotides long. Lineage: Eukaryota; Viridiplantae; Streptophyta; Charophyceae; Charales; Characeae. The record is from the annotation of a GenBank genome assembly.